Spirometra erinaceieuropaei is the source of this 1862-nucleotide messenger RNA. NCBI's taxonomy places the organism in Eukaryota, Metazoa, Platyhelminthes, Cestoda, Diphyllobothriidea, Diphyllobothriidae. The record is from the annotation of a GenBank genome assembly.
AUUCGAGCGUAUAGAUUUGACAUUCCACAAUUUGUUUGUUUGAGCCCCAAGCGUGGGUCGGCUUUUAAUAAGCUGAAAAGCGGACGAGAGUUGUGUUCGCAUUCCGUGGGGCCCCCGAAGGUGGGUUUAGCCGAGGGCAGUGUUUAUACCCUUUUAUUUAAUAUGAUGCCUGACUUUCUAGUAUUUAUAUUGUUGUUUUCCAUGUGUUUAUUGCCCAGGUCUUCGUUUGACAUGAAGUUGGCUAUCGUGAGUUUUGUUUUUCUGCCCUAUUAACAAUCCUGCCCAGAAUCUGCCUAGACGUUGUCUGCGUAGAUCAUCUGCGCAGACAAAUCUACAUUUUUUUAACCGGAUAGAACCCGGCCGAGUUCUGUCCGGUUUACAAAAUGCAGAUUUGUUAACCCGGGUUAACAAAGGGCCCUUUGUGAAAAGAUUUAUUCACAAAUAACCCCUACCCAAAACCCAUCCGUUUGUUCCUCUCCCUCUCUCCAAUUUUAGUUUCCAUUAAACGGGACAUAAGGAAGUCUGUUUUUUUUUAUAAGAUGUAGAGAUUUUUAUCCAUAACAGGUAUUAGUAUUAUUAAUCUCCAAAAAGACAAUAUAGAAAGGGACAAGAAACUUUACAAAAAAAUUUCGCUUGCAAGAAAUAGGGGAAGAAACGUAAUGUGUAUAUUGAACCCAAUUUGGGGCUGAGCUGAGGAGCCGGCCGGCCCAAGAGAUUAAUUGUUUCAUUCAUUUUUGUUUCUAUCAUCGUUGUCGUCUAAAAUCAAAUAAGUCGAUACUAAUUGCAGUGUUAGUUGAAACAUUGUAUGCGAGCAGAUUAGCGGUACAGGAACACGAAUUACGGUUUUAAGCGUUAUAAAGAGAUCACUAGCCUUCCGGAUAUUGUGAGGUUGAUUGCCUAGGACCUCGUUUGUGCAAUCUAUCAUAGGCCUUCCUAAAGUCAAUUUGGAUGGCCUUCUCCAGUUCAUGCUGGUCGCAAUUGCGAGCAGCGUUCCAGACCGUGAAAACAUCUAUGUUGUUACAUGACAUAUUACGAAAUUGAAUGUUGUACCGACAGCCAAACCGUAGGGUUUUGCUCCGAAGAAUGCGCUCUUCUCCUGGGGGCGACCGUAAGACGUUAAAUGUAAAAUAAUCCUUUCGUCAAACAGGAUACCAAACGACCUGUCCGCGAAGGUAGAAGUUGUAUCUAUAGAUAUCUAUUUUUCAAGCUACUCCGGAAACGGCGCUAGGGAGACGUUAGACACCAUACCCAAUACCCGUGCUACAUUCUAUUACUUUUUAAUUGUCUUUGUGAUCUCACUCUUGUCCUACUUAGUCCGCUACUGUACGCGUUAAUUGGACGACCAAGUUCACGUGUCAAUAAUCGCGCGCGACUAUGCCAGUGGCGGUCAAUUAUUUUGAAGACAAGUUAAUCGUAAAAACUUCAUUGAAUUUAUUAAUUUAAAAAAUUUUUAAUACAUUGGUGUCACCUGCGAGGAUGAAGGACGACUUCCUGUCGAACAUCCCCGACUGUUUUCUAUACGACUCACCUGUCCAGUUAGCCUUGUCACUAUUCUUUUGAUUCUGUUGAACGUAAUUGUCUAGUGACCUUUUGAGUCGUGAAUGCAGACUCCAGAUCGGAUAGUUUGACAGCGCCAUUACUGUUCCAAGAGGCGAAAACAUCUACCUAUGUAAACAGUGGCACACAGAAUUGCAUACCCAAUAUGACUUUAUAAGCAUCCGACCGACUGAGACUGUUUUUUUAGUUUACGCCCCUUAAAGUUCACGUGGAGACAAAUCUCCUCCUCGAAACGCGCAAAGAAGCUACGCUUAACAAAGUCGUCUGAAUUGUUUCCACCCAGACAGGUGAGGACUGAGACCUGA